Messenger RNA from Phyllostomus hastatus (greater spear-nosed bat), 763 nucleotides. RefSeq names its product phospholipase A2 group IIE (gene PLA2G2E). Gene Ontology annotation, biological process: lipid catabolic process; arachidonate secretion; phospholipid metabolic process. NCBI's taxonomy places the organism in Eukaryota, Metazoa, Chordata, Mammalia, Chiroptera, Phyllostomidae. The transcript has 5 exons. Gene Ontology annotation, molecular function: calcium ion binding; phospholipid binding. The record is from RefSeq and is a predicted model, not a curated record. Bases 159 to 587 code for a protein of 142 amino acids.
UUUCCGAGUACAGCAGAGCCACCCCCUCCUCCAUCUCUCGGACCAUCGGGGCAGCCGCUCUCCCUGGGGGGACGAGCUGGCCUGGAGGGCUACCGCCCCACUGCUGGAGAAUUUGGGAGCUCAGCUCCUCUGGCCCUGCUCCCCUCCCCUCCCCUGGGAUGAAGCCUCCCCCUCUUCUGACGGUCCUUUGCCUCCUGGUGGCCCUGGCUGGCGGGAACCUGGUCCAGUUCGGGGUGAUGAUCGAGAGGGUGACAGGGAAGUCGGCGCUGCAGUACACCGACUACGGCUGCUACUGCGGCAUCGGCGGCUCCCACUGGCCUGUGGAUGAGACGGACUGGUGCUGCCAUGCCCACGACUGCUGCUACGGGCGUCUGGAGAAGCAGGGCUGCGAGCCCAAGCUGGAGCGGUAUCUCUUCUCUGCCAGCAGGCACGGCGUCGUCUGUGCAGGCAGAACUGCCUGCCAGCGCCAGACCUGCGAGUGCGACAAGACGGCUGCGCUCUGCUUCCGCCAGCACCUGGGCACCUACAACCGCAAAUACGCCCACUACCCCAACAAGCUGUGCACAGGGCCCACCCCGCCCUGCUGAGGCCGUGCCCCACCUCCCCCCUGUGGCCUUCCGAGGCCCCCACCUCUGGCUGCUGCAGCCCCAGGCCUGGGGAACACGGGCACCAAGACCGUCCUUCUGAAAAAUUUCUGUCCUGCAAACCCAUCCGUCCCUGAGAACGCCCCCAGACUGUGACCUGGACGACCACGGCCUCCCAG